Cyprinus carpio (common carp) is the source of this 2485-nucleotide messenger RNA. It is a transcript of the gene tspan11, whose product is annotated as tetraspanin-11. Gene Ontology annotation, cellular component: membrane. NCBI's taxonomy places the organism in Eukaryota, Metazoa, Chordata, Actinopteri, Cypriniformes, Cyprinidae. The record is from RefSeq and is a predicted model, not a curated record.
CCAGGAGAGCAAACAAUUGAUUUUUUUCAAAAAAGGGCACAAAGCAACUUACUUAAAAGCACUAAUAACAGUUAUUAGUCCACCAGCAGCCUCUGAAGAUGAACAGCUCGCUGUAUUUAAUCUCGUGAAAUGAAGGGGCGGGCUGUAGUUGCAUUUCCUCCUCACAUCCUGCGCUGACCCUCCGAUACCCCCGCCGACUGGACAAGCGCCUGCGGAGCAACAAGCCUUGCCGCCUGGGGAAAAGACCUUUAUCUACUGUUAAGGAGAGAUGGGCAACUUGUAUAAGGAUGAGCAGGACGACUGGAUCACGGUGUGUCUCAAGUACCUCCUCUUCAUUUUCAACUUCCUGUUUUGGAUGGGCGGCGGGGUGGUGUUGGGUGUCGGGAUCUGGACGCUGGUCGAUAAAGGAGAGUACCUGAGCCUGCUGGCCUCUAGUACAUUCGCUGUGUCCGCCUACAUCCUGAUCCUGGCAGGUGGGCUGGUGAUGGUCACUGGGUUCUUGGGCUGCUGUGCCGUAAUACGUGAGCAGAAGAGCUGUCUGUCCACGUACUUCUCCUGUCUGCUUCUGAUCUUCCUAAUUGAGCUGGUGGCUGGUGUUCUGGCCUACGUUUAUUACCAGGCGCUGAGUGAAGAGCUGAAGCAGCACUUGAGCAAGACGAUGACAGAGAACUAUGCCCAACCUGGAAAAGAGAGCAUCACUCAAUCUGUGGACAGACUACAGCAGGAUUUCAAGUGCUGUGGGAGCAACAACUCCUUUGAUUGGACACACAGUGUGUACAUCAUCUCCCCGCAAGCGGAGAAACGGUUGGUCCCUGACAGCUGCUGUAAGACCAUCACACCUCAGUGUGGAAAGAGAGACCACCCCUCGAACAUCUACAAGGUGGAGGGCGGCUGUAUCACUAAACUGGAGCAGUUUCUGGCAGAUCACUUGCUCAUUAUUGGUGCUGUGGGAAUAGGCGUGGCCUGUCUACAGAUUUGUGGAAUGGUGUUCACCUGUUGCCUGCAUAGGCGAAUUAAACUGGACCCGUACUGACUGCUCGGAAAUGUUCUAUGCCUUUAUUACACUCUAAAAACACAUACACGGCCUUACUACUGUGUCCAUUUUAAACUGCAUGACCAAAUGCAUUUGCAUUCAUAUAAGGGCUUUAUUAUCUUUUAUUUGCCACAUUUUUUUAGACAAAUGUUGCUAGUGUUAUUGCCUCCUUAUGAUCCUAAUAGUCUAGAAAGAUGUGGGAUAUUACAUAUUCAAGGAAUAAAAAAAAAAAAAAAAAAACUUUGAAUAAAUUAUAAUAUUUCAAAAUAUUUUUUAUUAACCACAUAUUCACUUUAAAUAGCUCAUAUUAAAUGUAUGUAAUGUGCUGCUAGAUCUCGGGCAGGUGUGGGAACCUGCUUAUAGGCACAAAAUACACCGGACCAACAUCAAGACCAUUCAUUAUUAUAUUUUCAUAAAUAUGUGUAUUAAGCUUGUGGAAUGAUUACUGUUUGCACGUUUCAGGUAUUGUUAUUCUGGUAAAAAAUACCAUUAUGUCCACUGUAUGAUAUACAGUUGGUGUAGAAACGAUUUUCACUCAGAAAUUGCAAGGUUUUUUUUGCAAAUAAUGACAAAAAUAACUUACUGAAUUAAACAUUACAUUUUGAAGUAGAAAGGCUGAAAUAAUAUUUUCUCAUAAAACUUAAUCCAAUAAUCAUUUACAAAUUGAUUAUUUUUUUUUUUUUUUUACAGUGUAAUUACUUUUUUAGCAUUGCAGUAAACAGGUGUCUUUUAAAUUCUGCCAAUUGUCACACCUCAUUCACAAAAAAAGAUAAAGCUGCUGUUUGAGCCUUAAUGAUUUUCAUUAUAAUGGAUUGGCAGAAUAUUAUGCUUAAUAUUAUUUUAUAAGAGAUUUUACUGAACUGAUGAACUUCAAUUUAGGGCCAUGUCAUGAAAUGUUCAGCUGAUUGAAGGAAAAGAAUGAGCACCAUUCCAUUGCAUUGCAACACAAAAGUCACAGCUGCAAAAUCUUAAUGUAGUUGCCACAGCAACGUCAGCCUUAUUGAAAUUCAAUGUCAUUUGGGGAAAAAUGGUUAGAAAAAGAUUUAAUGUAACAUUCUUGUUUUCUAUUGUACUGAUAACCAUCUGUAGUCCAAUUGCUUUAUGCUUAUGACAGAUUAUGCAUAUUUUAAAAACAUUGUCAGUAAAAACUAAUGCAAAUAAACAAUCUCUCAUCUGAGCUGCACGUUAAGUCUGUAGGUUGUGAUUUAAAAUAUGCAUUUAAUCAUCCCAGUAGUUGAUAUAAUAGAUAUAAUCUUUCAUUUGAAAAAUUGUUAUGUAUUUGUAGUCGGAAUGUGUAUGUAUUUUCAUAAAGAAUUAAUUUCAUAAAUUCUUUGCCUUAAGACUGUUGCAUCUUUUUUGUGGGCAGUAGAGAUUUAUCUGAAACAGCUGUAUGUUUAUUGUAUGUUUUUAAAAAAUCUAUUUCAAAUAAACUUAUUUUGUUGACAUACUGUA